Messenger RNA from Cordyceps fumosorosea ARSEF 2679, 771 nucleotides. Its product is annotated as NADH-ubiquinone oxidoreductase 24 kDa subunit. Gene Ontology annotation, molecular function: NADH dehydrogenase activity. The record is from RefSeq and is a predicted model, not a curated record. NCBI's taxonomy places the organism in Eukaryota, Fungi, Ascomycota, Sordariomycetes, Hypocreales, Cordycipitaceae. Bases 1 to 771 code for a protein of 256 amino acids. The transcript is spliced from 3 exons.
AUGGCCAGCAAGCUCGCCCCCCUCUUCCGGUCGUGCGUCCGCGCCUCCGCGCGUGUCGCUGUCCGUCCCCAGACGAGCCGCGCCUUUUCCGUCUCAGCGACCCGACCGAGCGAUACACUCAGCGUGCACCGCAACACACCAGACAACAACCCCGAUAUCCCGUUCAAGUUCAGCGCCGAGAACGAAAAGGUCAUUGCCGAGAUCCUCAAGCGCUACCCUCCCCAGUACAAAAAGGCCGCUGUCAUGCCCAUUCUCGACAUUGGCCAGCGCCAGCACGGCUUCACCAGCAUCAGCGUCAUGAACGAGGUCGCGCGUCUGCUCGAGAUGCCCCCCAUGCGCGUCUACGAGGUCGCCUCCUUCUAUACCAUGUACAACCGCACGCCUGUCGGCAAGUUCUUUGUCCAGGCCUGCACGACUACCCCCUGCCAACUCGGCGGCUGCGGCUCUGAUGUCAUCGUCAAGGCCAUCAAGGAGCACCUGGGCAUCAAGCAGGGCGAGACCACCGCCGACGGUCUCUUCACCUUCAUCGAGGUCGAGUGCCUGGGCGCCUGCGUCAAUGCCCCCAUGAUUCAGAUCAACGACGACUACUACGAGGACCUGACACCCGAGACGGUCGUCAAGCUGCUCAAGGACCUCAAGGCGGGCGCGGCCUCGGGCAAGGUCCCGGCUGCCGGUCCCCUCAGCGGCCGCCAAACCUGCGAGAACAGCGCGGGCCAAACGAACCUGACGUCCGAGCCCUGGGGUAUCGAGACGACGCGAGCCGAUUUGUAA